Messenger RNA from Nymphaea colorata (pocket water lily), 1337 nucleotides. RefSeq names its product endonuclease 1-like. The transcript has 9 exons. Gene Ontology annotation, biological process: DNA catabolic process. The record is from RefSeq and is a predicted model, not a curated record. Lineage: Eukaryota; Viridiplantae; Streptophyta; Magnoliopsida; Nymphaeales; Nymphaeaceae. The coding region runs from base 134 to 1177 and encodes 347 amino acids. Gene Ontology annotation, molecular function: nucleic acid binding; endonuclease activity.
ACUGAAUAACAACCCCCAGUUUUGCAGAAAACCUUUGAAAUGGCAUAAAACUUAGUCAGAAGAUGAUCCUUGGUAGGGGGUAGUUAAGCAUCCUAGAGUAGAUGCCAAAUUGGAGUCGAUUCAUGCUGAUGGGAUGAUGCUUCCUGAUUGCGUAUGGUCAUGCUCACCUGAGACUUCGACGGCAAGACAGAAGAAGAGGUUGGGAACAUGUGUAUAUAACAGAUCGUUUGGUGCUUGUGGUGAGAGGAAAUCGUUGGGAAGUAUGAAGAGGAUAGGUGCUAUGAGGAGUCCAGCUAAGUGGGUUACUGGUUUCCUGUUUGGUUUCUUGCUUGUGGUGGCCCCUCUGGUUCAGUCAUGGAGCAAAGAAGGCCAUAUCAUGACCUGCCGGGUCGCUCAGAAACUUCUGAACCAUGAGGCCUCCCAUGCCGUCGUUAACUUACUGCCGGAUUACGUUAACGGCGACCUUUCAGCCCUUUGCACGUGGCCGGACCAGAUCAGGCAUUGGUACAAGUAUCGAUGGACAAGUUCUCUUCAUUUCAUAGAUACACCAGAUGAUGCUUGCUCAUUCGACUACUCUAGGGAUUGUCAUGACCAACAUGGAGACAAGGACAUGUGCGUUGCCGGUGCGAUUCAGAACUUCACUUCUGAGCUUUCACACUACAAGGAAGGAUCAUCUGAUCGCAGAUAUAAUCUCACUGAAGCAUUGCUAUUCCUAUCUCACUUCAUGGGGGACAUUCAUCAGCCUCUGCAUGUUGGAUUCACAAGUGAUGAGGGCGGAAACACGAUAAACCUGCACUGGUUUAGACACAAAUCCAAUCUUCAUCAUGUAUGGGACAGGGAAAUCAUUCUUACAGCAAUGAAAGAGAUGUAUGGGGACGACAUGGAAGCCUUCCUACAGGACAUUCAAGCAAACAUAAGCGAUGGGGCAUGGUCAGACGAUGUGCAAGCAUGGCAGGACUGUCAAGGCCAACUUGCUUCUUGUCCAAACAAGUAUGCGGCAGAAAGCAUCAAUAUAGCAUGCAAAUGGGGAUACAAAGAUGUAACGGAAGGAGUAAACUUGUCAGAUGAUUAUUUCACAAGUCGACUACCUAUUGUAAAGAAAAGAAUAGCUCAAGGCGGUGUCAGGUUAGCCAUGACCUUGAACCAGGUGUUCAGCAGCCACCAUGACGAGCUUUAGCAGUCGGAUUACUAGAAUCUUAAGGAUUCAUUCAACAGGCGAGAAGGAAAUCCAGCUGUGAAUAAAUGUUGGCUGUAUUUAUAGUUCAUGUAUUGAGUGCUAAAAUUCAAUCUUCAGUUGGAUGAAUAAGACUUCUUGCUGGGGACAUGUUAUUUGAGGA